Messenger RNA from Trichoplusia ni (cabbage looper), 2438 nucleotides. RefSeq names its product S-adenosylmethionine synthase (gene Sam-S). Gene Ontology annotation, molecular function: methionine adenosyltransferase activity; ATP binding. The record is from RefSeq and is a predicted model, not a curated record. Gene Ontology annotation, biological process: S-adenosylmethionine biosynthetic process. Gene Ontology annotation, cellular component: cytosol. The transcript has 11 exons. NCBI's taxonomy places the organism in Eukaryota, Metazoa, Arthropoda, Insecta, Lepidoptera, Noctuidae. The coding region runs from base 174 to 1388 and encodes 404 amino acids.
CGACUAGAUUCGUUCUGGUAAACUACUCUGGCGGUGUAAGCAAUUCAAAAAAUAUAUCUGUUUAAGUGGUGAACCGUUAAAAUCGUUGUGAACUAAAAUAAUUGUUUGAAAAACAAGUGUUAAUUCAAGGGGACUCUUUCGGGUUAUUUUUGUGAGCUAACUCUAAAUUCAGAAUGCCGGAGACCUCAAAAAUGAAUGGAUACGCAAAAACAAAUGGACACAGUUAUGAUAUGGAAGAUGGAUCAGUAUUUUUAUUCACAUCAGAAUCUGUCGGCGAGGGCCAUCCAGACAAAAUGUGCGAUCAAAUAAGCGAUGCGAUCUUAGACGCACAUUUGAGACAAGAUCCUGACGCAAAGGUAGCAUGUGAAACUGUGACAAAAACCGGGAUGGUGUUAUUGUGCGGUGAAAUCACCUCCAAAGCCAAUGUUGACUACCAGCGAGUUGUCAGAGAGACAGUGAAACAUAUUGGCUACGACGACUCUUCAAAAGGUUUUGAUUGGCGAACGCUAAAUUUAUUAGUGGCUAUUGAAGAACAAAGUCCAAACAUAGCCAAUGGAGUAUAUCAAGAGAGAGAGGAAUUAGAUAUUGGGGCUGGAGACCAGGGCUUGAUGUUUGGGUAUGCCACUGACGAAACUGAAGAAUGCAUGCCAUUGACAGUGGUACUUGCACACAGACUCAACCAGAAAAUAGCUGAACUGAGGCGAAACGGCGAAUUCUGGUGGGCUCGCCCGGAUUCUAAGACACAGGUGACUUGCGAGUACGUUUUCGCUGGCGGUGCAACAGUGCCGCAAAGAGUACACACCCUUGUAGUCUCACUGCAACACUCAGAAAAGAUCACUCUGGAGACCUUGCGUGAGGAGAUCAAAGAGAAGGUUAUCAAAGAAGUUAUUCCUGCUCACUACCUCGAUGAGAAGACCGUGAUUCACAUCAACCCAUGCGGUCUCUUCAUUAUUGGAGGACCACAGUCGGACGCUGGCCUGACCGGUCGCAAGAUCAUCGUGGACACAUACGGCGGCUGGGGCGCGCACGGCGGCGGCGCCUUCUCCGGCAAGGACUUCACCAAGGUGGACCGCUCCGCCGCGUACGCCGCGCGGUGGGUCGCCAAGUCCCUCGUCAAGGCCGGCCUCUGCCGCCGCUGCAUGGUCCAGGUUGCGUAUGCCAUUGGCGUAGCUGAACCCCUGUCUAUCACCGUUUUCGAUUACGGCACUUCACACAAGACCCAACAGCAACUUCUUGCUAUUGUUAAGAAGAACUUUGAUCUGCGACCUGGCAAAAUUGUCAAGGAGUUGAACCUGAGAGCACCAAUUUACCAGAAGACCAGUACUUACGGUCAUUUCGGACGGGAAGGCUUCCCGUGGGAGAAUCCCAAACCGUUGGCUGUAGAAUGACUUCAAACUUGAGCACUAGACCAUUGUAAAUAUUUCACCAGUAUAUUAUAAACACUUAAUCUACGUGUGUAAUUGUAGCGAGGGCGCAGGGAAUGUCGCUGAUGUCUCUCUUUAGACAUUAAUAUGUACGUGACCGAACCUCGCUAGUGGAACUGUUUGCGACGACAUACGAUCACAUGACGGUUGCAUUUACGAGGUUCAUUUUAAUAUUUAAGUAUUCUCUAGUUUAUUAGACACAUAGGUUUAACAUGGUGCCGUCAUUUCUGAAUUUGAGUUAGUUCAGGGGUUUUAAGGGCAGUCCUAUCGUUUAAGAAAAUUGUUUAUUUCCUAUAAUUAAAUUUGUUUGCUUUUACACUGCCUAAUUGUUUUUAUAGUUAAGUAAAUGAACUUUCCAGUGCAUAUAAGAUGAUAUGAUUUUAUAUAUUAUGUACAACUUAAAUUAUGGACUGCCCGCUCUCGAAUGUUCUUCACUGUACGCUUUACAAUGUAAGUGCUAUGAUUUAUCGGUAGAGUAGACUACUUUUCUGGUUAUGUCACAGUGGAGCGAGUGCUAGUCAAACAACCAUAAGCUUAGCCUGUUUCACUAACCUUCGCUUCACUGCAAUUAAAGUGCUUGUUUGCGGCGACACCUCAUUACGUUUAUAGUAAAAUUUUCGAAGUUAAUUACUGUGAAAAGUUAGUUAACUAGAAUAUUGAUAAUUUGUCCCGCCUAGCACAAUUUGUGUUGUGUUUCUGAAAAGGAUUGACGUGGAAAAGAGCCAUUUUGAAAACACACCGACUAGACCAGGGCAGUAGUGCACUGUGCAUUUACUCCUAAUUGUAAUUCUGCCGGUAGUUUUAAUUAGGCGAAAUGCUAACCGUACAUUUGACAUUAUAGGAAUUAACGUAGUUUUUAACUAUUGCUUAGGACGGUUAGUGAGUAUUUCUGACUAUAUUUUUUGAUCUGUUUCAACGUCAACGUUUAAAGUUUCUGAUUAACUUCUGUGGAUUAUCAAAUUGUGGAAUUUAAACUUAAUAAAAUUAUGUCCUGAAUACAGGAGUAAAACAAAA